AUGGUGUCUCAUCGAUAUCAUUAUUAUGAUUACAAAGCUGGUCAAGGACAUACAUAUCAAGCAUGUAGAGAUUAUUUUGAUAAACAAUUAAGAAUUUUACCAAGAAUUUUGAUUGAUGUUACUAAUGUUUCCUUGAAAACAACGAUUUUCGGAUGCAUAUACGAAUCACCAAUAAUCAUUGCUCCAACAGCAUUCCAUCGCCUGGCACAUAUCGAUGGUGAAGUUGCAACUGCUCGUGGUGCAACAGAAGCCAAAUGUAUUUAUACUUAUAAUUGGGUAUAUUCAACAAUGCCAGAAGAAAAAGUUCUACAAACAACUGGUAAUAUUCAAGCAUUAUCCUAUCUAACUUUUAUUCUAUUUAUGAUCUUAGGUCCAAAGUUUUUCCAUAUUUAUUUAACUGCACCCAUCGACAUUUUAGAAAAAAUAGUUCCACAAGUUGAUAAAAAAGGAUAUCGAGCAAUUGUUGUUACAUGUGAUGAUCCGACUACUCGUGUUCGUGAUCAUAUUUUGCCAUUAUUCUUGGAGGCAUCAGAGUAUAUUGAUCCCACUAUAUUUCAAACCGUAGAGACGGCUAACAUAAACAUGAAUGAUUUAUGCAGUGAGCCAACUUUGACCAAGAAGGCAAUAACAUGGACAAAUCUUGAAAGAUUAAGGAAAUUGACAAGAUUACCAAUUAUUUGUAAAGGAAUACUUUCACCAAUUGAUGCAGAAAUAGCGAUCAAAUAUGGAGCAAAUGGAAUCAUUGUCAGUAAUCAUGGUAGCCGUCUGAUUGAUACAACAGUACCAGCUAUUGAAUGUCUAAAAGAAAUUAUCAAUGUUGUUGAUGGACGUGCAGAAGUUUUUGUUGAUACUGCUAUUCGAACUGGUACUGAUGUUUUAAAAGCAUUAGCAUUGGGUGCACGAGCUAUUUUUAUUGGUCGACCGAUUUUAUAUGGAUUAUGUUGUGGUGGACAUAAUGGUGUUCAAAGAGUAUUGGAUAUAUUAAAAAGUGAAUUGACUUAUGAUAUGGCUUGUUGUGGAUUAACAUCUAUUGAUCAAGUCAAUGCAGACAUUCUUUAUAAACAUGCGUAA
Messenger RNA from Rotaria sp. Silwood1, 1071 nucleotides. The record is from the annotation of a GenBank genome assembly. Lineage: Eukaryota; Metazoa; Rotifera; Eurotatoria; Philodinida; Philodinidae.